UAAAAAUGGCGGUAGCCGGUGUUUCACUCAUGCGACUGAAAGGGCUGAGCAAAAUCGCCAAAUGUGUUUAUACAGGAGGCAAAACAGCGUCCAACUGGACCAGGGAAAUGCGGUGGUACACGACUAAACCCGGAAGCUUUGAGGAACCCGUUGCAUCUUAUUUUCAUACUAAACGAGAUAACCUUAGCCCAGACCUCCUGAAGGAGUUUCCAGAUCCCAAAAGCCUCUUGAAUAACACCAUCUCUCGGUCACUGGGAGUCAGCGACCUGUCCCAGUUCAUCCAGUACAGCUACACUGAACAUGCGGGUAUCAAGAAAGCCAUUGUCACACUGCUGUGGCCCUGCAAGAUUGAAGAGGAGGGUUAUGGUUCCAAGAGGAGUGAUGCAGAACGAUUUGCUGCAGCUGCUGCUUGUCUCAAGCUCAAAGAAAUGGGUGUGAUUGGUCCAAACAAUCAGCUCCCCAGGAGGAGAGCUGGCAGGGGGAGAGGAGGGAUACAUUCACCCUUUUAUGAUAACGAGGACGACUCUUGGAAAGAUAAUGUCCAUGUGUCUAAAGCUAAAGCAGAUGCACAAAAACAAUACCUCCCUCCCGUAGAAGAUACCGCCAAUGUCGCUGAAGCUCUCUCCCUUUUUCCUCAACCUAAAUCUCUCCUGGGCAGAGUCAUCCAGGUGGCCACAUCAUCCGACAGAAUCAAGGAGCUAAUGAAGUUCAGAACAACAGGAGGGAAGCAAAAGAAGUGUGAACUAACCCUGCACUGGCCUGAGGAGAUGACGUUCACAGCUACAGCAAGCAAUAGAGUGACAGCAGAGAAGAAAGCUGCAGCUCUUGCCUGCAUGACUCUGAAGGAGCUACAGCUGCUGGAUAAAAACAACAAUCCGCUGACUCAUGCCAAGUAUCACCAUGAGAAGGUGAGGGAGGCUGGGGAGAGGGAGAGACGCCCCCUCCCACUGGAAGUCCCAAAAUACCUGGAGAUUCACAUGAGAGAGUAUCUCGCACAAUACCCAGUGGCAACAGAAGUGCAGAAACUAUGGGAGGAGGAAGAGGCGAGAGGACAGCAGACAGUAAACCAGGAGGAUGAAGAGGAAGAGGAGGACUUGGUGACAGACGCCAUCACUGGCAGACCAUACAAACCUUUGUCUAAACAGGAGGCUCAGCAGCUCAACAUCCACCUACAGGAGGAAUGGGAGCAGGUGAACCGUGGACUGAGUGUGGAGCUCCCGGUUGAUGGCCACCGUCAGCAUGUGGUCUCGGCUGUGCAGUCCUCCAAGGUGGUUGUGAUCGCUGGUGAAACAGGAUGUGGCAAAACGACACGGAUCCCCCGCUUCCUGCUGGAGGAGUGUGUGAGAGGCGGGGAGGGAGCCGAGUGCAACAUCCUGGUGACCCAGCCUCGUCGAAUCAGCGCUGUAUCAGUGGCCCAUCGUGUUGCUCAUGAGAUGGGGCCAGCUCUGAAACACUCUGUGGGAUAUCAGGUGAGACUCGAGAGCCGACCCCCAGAGCACAGCGGAGGAGCCUUGCUCUUCCUCACAGUGGGCGUCCUGCUGAGGAAGCUGCAGUCGAAUCCGUCCCUGAGGGGUAUCAGUCAUGUGGUGGUGGAUGAGGUCCAUGAGAGAGACAUAAACACAGACCUGCUGCUGGCCUUGCUGCGCUCCUGCUUAAGAGAGAACCCCGAUUUACGAGUUGUGCUUAUGAGCGCUACUGGGGACAACAAGAGGCUGGUCCAGUACUUUGGAGGCUGCCCAAUUGUGAAGGUGCCAGGGUUCAUGCACCCAGUGAGGGACAGAUACUUGGAGGAUGUGCUAACAGAGAUGGGACGCCCACUGCCAGUCCAAGAGAGAGAGAAGAGAGACAAGCAGGGAGGAAGAGAUGAGAUUACACCCGAUCUAGAUUUAGUAGCUGAUGUAAUUGAGCACAUUGACAGAAAAGGAGAGCCAGGUGCAGUGUUGUGUUUCCUCCCCGGAUGGCAAGACAUCAAGGCAGUUCAGGAGAAACUCGAAGGGAAGCCCCACUUUUCCUCAGGCUCACAGAUGAUCCUGCCAUUGCACUCUAGUUUAUCAGUGGCCGACCAGCAGGCUGUGUUUCAGCGCCCCCAAACGGGCCAGAGGAAGAUUGUGCUCACCACCAAUAUUGCUGAGACCUCUAUCACCAUAGAUGACAUUGUCCAUGUGGUGGAUGCAGGAACUCACAAAGAACAGAAUUAUGACCCACGGACGAAGGUGUCCUGUCUGGACACAGUUUGGAUAUCCCACUCUAAUGUCACUCAAAGAAAAGGGAGAGCAGGGCGAUGUCAGCCAGGACAGUCCUACCACCUGUUCCCACGAAAACAUUUGGAAUCAAUGACUCCAUUCCCAAUCCCUGAGAUCCUGCGCACCCCGCUGGAGAGUUUAGUAAUGCAGGCUAAAAUCCACAGUCCUAACUCCAAGGCUGAAGAUUUCUUAUCCCAAGUGUUGGACAGUCCAGAGCCAGAAGCUGUCAGAUGCGCUGUCCGAAAUCUACAAGACAUAGGAGUUCUGGACAAGACAGAAACCCUGACACCUUUAGGAGAGCGUGUUGCGUGUAUGUCAUGUGACCCUCGGCUGGGCAAAAUGCUGGUCCUGAGUGCCAUGUUCAGAUGUGUUCUGCCCAUGUUGUCUAUUGCUGCCUGUCUGACGAGAGAGCCCUUUCACAACAGCCUGCAGAACAGAGCACUAGUCAACAAGGCGAAAGAGGCUCUGAGCGGCUCCAGCUACAGUGACUAUUUGGUGUUCAGUAGAGCUGUGUUAGGCUGGAGGAGAGUUCAGCAGGAGGGCAACAGAGAGGACAGAGAUGAGUAUCUGGACAAACACAAUCUGUCCAGGGCCAGCCUUCGAUUCAUCAAUGGGCUCAUCUCUCAGUUCAGUGAGAACCUGCAUGAAGCUGAGAUGGUUUCUCGUGCCAGUGAGUGCCAGCGUCACACUUCUCUCUACAAUGAACACAGCAACCAGGAUGAGCUGCUUAAAGCUGUGCUGCUGGCUGGACUCUAUCCCAACCUCAUUCAGGUGAAGAAAGGUGUCGUGACCAAAGGAGGGCGCUUUCGCCCCAAUGGUGUGCUUUUCCGCACACUCAGUGGACCAGUGCUGCUUCACCGCUCAUCAGUGAACAGAGGAGAGGAAGAGUUCCCCAGUCGCUGGUUGACCUUCUUCUCCGCAGUCAAGUCCAGCGGGAACGUUUUCAUCAGAGACUCUUCUGUGGUCCAUCCACUCGCCCUGCUGCUGCUAACAGACUGUGAUAUCACGGAGACAGUGAGCAGAGACAGAGUGGAAGUGUCAUUUCCUGGUCGCUCUCUGGUGCGCUGUGAGUUGACGGUUGAGAUUUGGGAGCUGCUUUGGGAGCUACGCACUUCGAUUCAGACCAUGCUGUAUCGAAACCUCAGCAAUCCCAACAACGCAAUCACCCACUCUUCUCAAGAUGGAAAGCUCAUCUCCUUACUUGUGGAGCUGCUCAGCAAUACAGACUCAAAUCCUUUUGCUCAAAAUCACAACAGCGACAGUGAGGUGGAUUGAUGACGAUGAACGCAUGUGUACGCUAGAUCUGGCUGGUACAGAGGAACCAAAAAAGAUUAUGGGAGACAGAGAGAGAGUUGUUUGUUUUGUUUUUUUUUUUUUUUGUUAAAUUGAGAUAAAUGAUAAACUCGAACUGUAGCGUGAGGAAAUCCAUUUGUAUGGAUUGUGAAGUAAGGUUUAUUGUUUAUGGUUAUUUGCUUUCUGAAAAGCAUAAAUUGAAUUUUACUCCAACGAGUAAAGACGAAGGUUGCCUGGCCGAAAGGUCAUUAAAAUGGACUGCAUGCAGUAAAUGUCAUAUUUAUUGUAAUAAAUAUUAACAUGUCAACGUGAGGGGAAAACGGCUG
Xiphias gladius (swordfish) is the source of this 3862-nucleotide messenger RNA. RefSeq names its product DEAH (Asp-Glu-Ala-His) box helicase 30 (gene dhx30). The record is from RefSeq and is a predicted model, not a curated record. Gene Ontology annotation, molecular function: ATP binding; G-quadruplex RNA binding; DNA helicase activity. Gene Ontology annotation, cellular component: nucleus; intracellular anatomical structure; cytoplasm. The transcript has 19 exons. Lineage: Eukaryota; Metazoa; Chordata; Actinopteri; Istiophoriformes; Xiphiidae. Bases 6 to 3518 code for a protein of 1170 amino acids.